AUGAUGCACAUCUCAACGCACAAAUCCUCUCUACGAUCUGGCCCAAACGUUCAUAUUCUCUUUUCCCACUCUGCACGCCCCUCAUUCAAUCGCAAGUCAAUGGCACCGUCGCGCCGAACAACCCGGGCAACCUCCAAGAAGGCCGCCGCUUCCCGCAAAGGGACCAACCGCCUACCCUUAUCCUCGUCGGAGCAGAAGCAGCGCAUCGCCGCAGUCGAGGCCGUGCGCGCCGCUUCCCGCAAAGCGGCCAGCCGGAUGCCCCCAUCCUCGUCGCUCGCAGAGCAAGUCCGGGCGCUGGAGCGCGCCCACGCGGACCUCGUCGCCGAGUCGGCGCAGCAGCAGCAGCGCAUCGCCGGGCUCGAGGCCGCACUCGCCGAGGGCAAGCGCAAGCACGCCGCGGAGCGCCUCCGGCUGAUCCAGCGCGGCGGCCUCUUUCUCGGGAAGACGCAGCGGGCACUGGAGCAAAAAGUCGCGCUCGAGGCGCAGCUGGCCGCCGCCGAGACGCGGCUCGCCAGCCGCGCCGCCUGGGAGGAGCAGGUCGCGCGCGACCGCCUCGAGAGCAAGAUUCUCUGGACCGCCGCGCAGGUCGCCAUACAGAGGCUGUGCGGGCCGGAGCAGCAGCGCGGGCUGGAGCGCAUCCUGACGUGCUGCCAAAAGGCGUUUACCGGGCCCGCUUGCUUGCCGGCAUCGGUGUCCUCGGUCAUGGCCGAGGAUCCUUUUGUCGUGCAGGUGCCGAGCACGCCGCCGCACGUGCAGCAGAUGCCCCUGACGCCCGUGUCGGUGGCCCCGGAGAGCGUGCAGGCCGAGGGCUCGAGCUCGCCCGUACGCGGUAGCUACACGCCGCGCCGCGAGGGGCUGCGCCCGAAACGAAAGGCUGUCGACGCCAACGGCAGUCCGGGGUACACAAGAAUAUGA
This is a messenger RNA of Cordyceps militaris CM01, 915 nucleotides long. RefSeq lists its product as uncharacterized. The record is from RefSeq and is a predicted model, not a curated record. The transcript has 2 exons. Lineage: Eukaryota; Fungi; Ascomycota; Sordariomycetes; Hypocreales; Cordycipitaceae. Bases 1 to 915 code for a protein of 304 amino acids.